Tilletiopsis washingtonensis is the source of this 558-nucleotide messenger RNA. RefSeq lists its product as hypothetical. The record is from RefSeq and is a predicted model, not a curated record. The annotation marks the transcript as partial. Lineage: Eukaryota; Fungi; Basidiomycota; Exobasidiomycetes; Entylomatales. The transcript has a single exon.
AUGGCCGCGCUCAUGAUGGCCACGCCGGCGCUGAUUCCCUCUUCGCUGCCCACGACGUACCUGCUGACGCCCGUGGCGCCCGAGGUGCCCUGCUCGACGCUCGCCUCGCCCGAGGGCGACUACACGUGGGGCGCCCACGUCGCCACGCCCGUCCUCACGCUGCCGCCCCUGCCGCCGCCCUCCGGCCCGGGCGUCUCGACCCUGCCGCCGCUGCCGCCGCCGCCGGCGCGCAUCAGCGUCGCCAGUGUGCGCGCGCCCGGCGAGGAGGCCAUGCGCGGCGGCGCAAGAGGCGCGGGCAUGACGCUCGAAUGUGUACUUGCCGCUCAGGGCAUCGAUGCUCCCGCCUCGCAGAUGACGGGAGGCAGCGGCGGCCUUGCGCCCCUCGCCAACUGGGCACCCUUGCACGCCGCUUCCGCCACCUCGAGCAGCGCGGCGUCGGGCGGCACAAGGCCAAAGAAUAACAUCAAACAGACAAGCAGCUCCUUUGUGCAGCGCAUCAGCACGCACGGCGAACUCAACAAGAUUCUCGCGGCGCGCAGCGAGGGAGAGUGCUUUGGC